Aplosporella prunicola CBS 121167 is the source of this 2626-nucleotide messenger RNA. RefSeq lists its product as uncharacterized. Bases 367 to 2505 code for a protein of 712 amino acids. NCBI's taxonomy places the organism in Eukaryota, Fungi, Ascomycota, Dothideomycetes, Botryosphaeriales, Aplosporellaceae. The record is from RefSeq and is a predicted model, not a curated record. The transcript has 3 exons.
CUCUUCAACAACACUUGAUCUCUCUUCCAACACUUUCAUCUAAAAUUGGCCCUCCCUACUAAAUCACCGUACGCUACUAUGCCACCUUUGAGACGCAGCAAGAGCCUUUGUCUGGAUAGCGAUGAAACCGAUCCCAACGUUGACGGAUAUGAGUCGGACGCUACAACAAACACUUAUGCCUACCAGUCUGACGAGGAUCCGGACGACCUAUCCGAUUCAGAAUUGGAGGAUCCGCCUACGACAACAAAUAUAAAGCGGAGCAAAAGCUUUGCCGAGGAAUCGCUGAUCAGCUAGCAACUACUUCGUGAAAGCGCCGAUGAAGAGCACAAGGAAAGACGAGAGGUACUAGUUUUGAAGUACAGCGAUAUGCUCCAGUGGGAAAAAUGUGUCUAUUGUCUUGCUACAAGUCAACAUUGCAUGACGCCGAAUACUGGUCGGCGCACUCAGAGAUGUGAUAGAUGUGUCCGGCUAAAGCACGGUUGCUCGAGGAGGUACUGUGCUGGUGAGGCCAUCUCUCUCGUAAAAUAUUGCUCCUUUGCUGUAAAACUUUUUAGGCUAUCUGAUCGAAAACCUGUCUGUCCUAUUUGCGACAACCUAGACCCUACUCAGAACUGGGGAUAUGAUCCUAACAUACGCUUGCCCAUCGAAGUAUCAGUGACUUUCAUGGACAUUGCGACGUCAGCUUUGUGUGGUUGCCGCUCUUGCUUUCUGUUGUGGCAGGGACUAUGUCAAUUAGUGGAAGAUGUGUUGGUCGACUCCGAUAUCUGUUUUUCGUUACAAAAAGGAUUGCCUCUCUUGCUAGAGUACUUCAAUCCCGGUGAAAAAUCUCUCUCAAGUUGCGGGAGGGCACAAGUACUAGAGUUUUACACCGAGCUCCAUCGCCCAUCCAUAUGGUCAUCGAUUGGCGCAGCUAGGUCACCGAUUUGGUCUAUGCCAUCUGCCUCUGCAAUCAGACUGGCAAAGUCUUGGUUGGAAGAUUGCAUGACCAACCAUUCCAAGUGUGAAAGUCCACGGAGCCGGUUGCCAAAUCGGAUUAUCCACGUCGGUGGAGAUGAAGACGACCCACAUCUAUCUGGUUCCCACCAAGAGUAUGCGCACUAUAUUGCGCUAAGCCAUUGCUGGGGAGACUACGAAGCCCACAAACCUUUGACAACAACCACGAAAACCUUGAAAGACCGUCAGCGAGCCAUUCCUUUGGAUUCACUGCCUCAAACAUUCAAAGACGCUAUCCUAGUAGCUCGUUGGCUCGGAAUCGAAUAUCUUUGGAUUGAUUCGCUCUGCAUUAUACAGGACGAUGCCAAUGACUGGGCUAGGGAAUCAGCCCAAAUGCACGACAUUUAUGCUCGUGCAACUCUGACAAUUAACGCCCAUGUAUCCACCCACUGCGAUGGUGGGCUUUUUGCUCCAAUCAAUCGGUCCCGGGCUAAACACACUACCUUGUAUCCUCACUCUCCUAGUCUAUCAUAUCCCAUUCACGCACAUUUGACGGAUAUUUAUGAAGACAAUCGGGGUGUACGAUAUCAUUUCUCAAUCCGGACAAGCCCAUUAUCGACAAGAUGCUGGACACUCCAAGAACAUAUUCUAGCUCGCAGGACACUCCACUUCUCGAACGGCGAAAUGAUAUGGGAAUGCAAAACACGAUGCAAUUGCGAGAGUCAAGCAUCCGAGACUCCAUUUGACGAGAGAACCACAUCCAUCAGUACGCCUGCGCGUUACUACCGCGAAUGGAACGAGCCGCUACUGUCAAAGUGGAUACCGUUGGUGGAACUCUACACUAAGCUAAACCUCACCUAUGAACGGGAUCGGCUUCACGCGCUUUCUGGCCUUGCACAAUACAUGACCGAAAAUACCGCCGAGCAUUAUGUCUGUGGACAUUGGAAGCAAGAUCUUGCUGCCUCUCUACUGUGGGAAGCAGAUAACUCUUCAGGGACCGCGCUUAGGCCCAAAAGACACAAAGAUUAUUAUGUCCCGACUUGGUCAUGGGCCUCCCUCAGUAGGGGUAUGAUACGUUGGCCCCGCCUGCUUGCGCCAAUCCUGGAUGAGUUAAAGAUAAUCGAGAUUCAAAAUACUCCCGCAACCAACAAUCCGUUCGGAAGGUCGAGUUUUGGAUACCUUAAGGUUGCCGGUCUGGUCAAAGAUAUCAGAGUCAUCCGCAAGGAAGGUGAUACGAUAGACAUUUUCAGAGAUGAUUGUCGAAGACCUCCUUCUCAAUAUAACCUUGAAAGAUUUCAUCCAGAUACUGUGGAUGAUAAUCGUCUAAACACUGUUGAUGGUAUAAGUAUUAGGGCGAGUCUAGAUCUCUGGAGACCUGUGGUUGAGAUUUUUCCUGGAGACGACCUUGUUAUUCUUCUAGUAACAGACUGCCAGGCGAUAAUUCUCAAGGAAACAACGGCAGACAGCAACCGUUACCAACGUGUUGGUAUCGGUGUCUUGAGGUACAUAGACUGGUAUGGAUGGAAAGAAUGGCUGGCAAUAUUUUCUAAACGUACCAUUUACAUUGUCUAAAGUCCAAAUAUUCAACAAUCUUUCUUUAUUUUUUCUUUCCCUUAGCCAGUCCUUGUCUUUUAACUCGGCUUCUUCUUCUUUUUUUUUUUUUUUUUUUUUUACUCGCAAAGGGACAAUCACU